GAGAGAGAAAAAGAAACUCUGGAUAAUUGCUCCUAUAGUAAUCCCUGUGUUUCUCAUGCUGCUUGGUCUAAAACUAUGCCUAAGGAAAUGGAAACAAGCAAAAGCAAGGAAAGAACAAGAAAUAAGAGAAAUACUCGCUGACAUUUAUGAUAUUCGGGACGAUGAAAGUGGAGGUACUGCUGUAAAAGUUUACAGCUAUUCUACUAUUCUAACUGCCUCAAAGUGCUUUUCAUCAGAAUGCGAGCUGGGAAAAGGAGGUUUUGGAUGUGUUUACAAGGGAACAAUGUCAGAUGGACAAGAAUUAGCGAUAAAGUUGUUGUCAAAGUGGUCUAAACAAGGAUUAUCGGAGUUCAAAAAUGAGCUUAUUCUCAUCGCUAGACUCCAACAUACAAAUCUUGUCAAGUUGGUAGGUUUCUGUGUACAUGGAGAUCAGAAGAUGCUUAUUUACGAGUACAUGCCCAAUAAAAGUUUGGAUUUUUUCCUGUUUGAUCCCAAUAAACGGAGACUACUACCAUGGGAGAGACGUUUUAGCAUUAUUGAAGGGAUCGCUCAAGGACUACUUUACCUUCACAAAUAUUCAAGGUUGAGAAUAGUUCAUAGAGAUUUGAAAGCUAGUAAUAUCUUACUCGACGAGAACAUGAACCCUAAGAUUUCCGACUUUGGAAUGGCAAAGAUUCUCAAGCAGAACAUCCCGGAAGACAAUACCACAAGAUUUGCUGGAACAUUUGGAUACAUGGCACCAGAGUACGCCAAAGAGGGAAUUUUCUCAACUAAAUCUGACGUUUACAGCUUUGGAGUUUUAGUUCUGGAAAUUGCUAGUGGAAGGAAAAAUAAUUGCUUUCACAAUCAGGGAGGCCCUCUCAAUUUAGUCGAAUAUGCAUGGGAGCUGUGGAAUACAGAGGCUAUAGUAGAGCUCAUAGAUCCAACAGUUAGUGAUUCUUGCUUCUCGAAGGAACAAGUAGAAAGGGCUGUUCAUGUAGGACUACUUUGUGUUGAAGAAUGUGCAGCUGAUAGGCCUAAUAUAGAAGAUGUCAUUUCCAUACUCAAUAACACCAAUAUAGAUUUACCAAAGCCAAAAAGACCUGCAUUUGUCUCCAGAUUUUCUGUGUUUAAGGAAUCCCAAAAGGACCAGACAGGAAAAUAUUCAGAAAAUGGAUUAUCCAUCACUACGGUUCAAGGGAGAUGAGGAUAUUGGAUUGUAGCUUUCAGUAAGUUUUUUAAUUUUUGCUUGUGUACAAAGAAAUUAUGAGUUAUUUUGUGUGUAGUUGUGGAAGACGUGCGAUUAUUGAAACCAGCUGUCUAGUCUAAUGAACUAAAUAUCUUCAAUAAAAGUAUGCCCACUAGAUAAUCCCGUUAUUACCUAAUCUCAUAUUAUAAUCACUGUAUAACUUGUUUGAAAAGAUUCACUUACUUUGUAAAAGUUAUGA
This is a messenger RNA of Lycium barbarum (goji berry), 1427 nucleotides long. Its product is annotated as G-type lectin S-receptor-like serine/threonine-protein kinase At1g11330. The coding region runs from base 56 to 1186 and encodes 376 amino acids. Gene Ontology annotation, biological process: protein phosphorylation. The record is from RefSeq and is a predicted model, not a curated record. NCBI's taxonomy places the organism in Eukaryota, Viridiplantae, Streptophyta, Magnoliopsida, Solanales, Solanaceae. Gene Ontology annotation, molecular function: protein kinase activity; ATP binding. The transcript has 6 exons.